AACCAAUUACACAUGUACCUCAAUUAGAGACAUGCAAUGCACAGCUCUCAUUAUAUUAUUGGCUGUACAUCCUCACCACACACACACACACACACACACGCGCACGUGGAGGGGGACCACACAUGACCAUGCGCGAGCGCUCAUGAUUUACGCUCACCAAAUUCAUUUGAAGACGCUCGAACGGGGAAUGUGUUUGUGUUUUUAGUAUUAUUAUUGUUAUUAUUAUUCGGUUGCCUCCGGUGGUGCCGAAGAAACCCCAACAACGCCGCCAACACCACUCCCCCUCUCUCCCCCCUCCCUCUAUAUCUCUCAGGUUCCCAGGGAGGGCGCGCGUGCGUGUUUGUGUGUUUCUUUUCUUUCUUUCUUUCUUUCUUUUUUUUUCUUUUUAAUGGGCCUAUAACAGCAGACGGAGGAAGACACACCGGGAGAGAAAAGAAUCAAUUUAACGCGCCGAGGACUCCGAAGUGAUUGCGCAAUCUCACCGGGAAACCGGAGGAAGAUUAGAAAAGAGGUUGAAUGAGAAUUAGAAAAAAAACAAUAAUGAAAGAGAGAGGGAGAAGGGAGCGGGAGAUUGAAGAAGGGAAAUAGGAAAGGAGGGCUGCACACGGUGUGUGUGUGUGUGGGGGGGGGGGGUGUCUACCUCUACACACACACACACACACACACACACACACCACCAACACUUUUCCUCCCGUCAACGAAAGGAAAAGGGGGCGAACGAAGGCAACAGCAGCUCCCCAUUGGUCAAUGUGAGGUCAGCUGGUCCCCCCCACAGACCCAUCACCACAUCCCGUCCUCCUCUCUCUCUCUCUCUUUCUCUCUCUCUCUCGCUGUCCCACACUGGCACACAGCCACCCUGAUACCCCCCCCCCCCCCCUCCUUCCUCCACCACCACCACCUCCUCCUCUGUCGUCUCACCCUCUGCCUCCUCCUCACCUCCUCCUCCCAAUCUGUGAUAAACUAAGUGAUAGCAGCAGCCCGUCGCACUGUCGGCUAUAAAACACAACAAAUCAUAAAGUGCAGGCAGGGAAACGCAGAGAGGCAGGGAGGAAAGGGAAGGGAGGGAGAAACCGUUAGCCGCUAGCCGUUAGCCUCCUUCUACUCCUCCUCCUUCUGCUGCUUCUUCAUCGCGUGGACCUUGUUGUUGUGUUUGUUUCGUGCACUCCUGUCCUCCCCUCUCCUCUCCUCUCCACUCUUCUCCUCCUUUUUUUCCUCCACGCACUGUCUCCCGAUGAGCUCCUAUUUUGUCAACUCCUCUUUCCCGGUGACGCUACCGGGGACGGGUGGCGGCAGCCAGGCGGCGGAGUCCUUCCUGGGUCAGAUCCCGCUCUACUCCUCGGGAUACGCCGCCGACCACCCGCUCCGGCACUACCCGGGGGCGGCGGCUGUUACGGCUGCCGCGGCCGUAGCUUACGGUGCGAGCGGCGGCGGCGCGGGGGUCGCAGGCGGCGGCGUGCACCAGGAUAAAUCGUACGCCGCGUCCGCUUACUACCAGCAGGCGGCAAAUGGAGUGUACGGCGGGCACCGGGCGGGCGGAGUUGGGGGCGCGACCGGAGCCGGUGCCUGCGACUACGCGGCUGCGGCUGCCGCGGCUGCAGCCGCAGCCACGAGCUUCUACCGGGACAAGGAGCACGCGUGCAGCCUGGAAGAACACCAGCUCGCUCUGAGUCAGGACGGCAUGCACCGUAAAGCGGAGUGCGCGGGGCUGAGUGGGAAGGGGCUGUUCUGUGACAGCAUGGACGACAAAGCGUCGGUGCCCAUUUACCCGUGGAUGCAGCGGAUGAACUCAUGCAACGGAACUUUCGGUAACCCCGGGAGACGCGGGCGCCAGACGUACACGCGCUACCAGACGCUCGAGCUGGAGAAAGAGUUCCACUUCAACCGGUACCUGACGCGGCGGCGGCGGAUUGAGAUCGCGCACGCGCUCUGCCUAACGGAGCGUCAGAUCAAAAUCUGGUUCCAGAACCGCAGAAUGAAGUGGAAGAAGGAGAACAAGCUCAUCAACUCUUCCUCCUCAUCAUCAUCAUCAUCCUCUUCCUCCACGGGGAACGGUGCAGAGGAAGAGGAGAAACGGACGGACUGAAAGAGGACAGCAUUUAAAAAAAAAACUGAAAAGAGGAGGAAGAGAAGGAUGAAUAAGAGAAAAUUUCUCCACAUCUCUAAGUUCAAACUCUGAGGGAUUUUCUUUUCCUUUUGUUUUUUUAAGUCGAGGAGAAAUGAGGGAAGAAAAGAGGGAGAAUGGAAUUCUGCCUUUCAUCACGCUCCACCUGUAACAUUUGUACCCGAACUUCUUUUGGGGCCGGUUCUUUCUUUCCUGUCCGUCUGAAAAUAGUCCAUUAAUAUGAAAGGAAGAUUAAGGAACCGUCAGACUGUGGACAGGAAAGAGCAGCAAAAUAAAAAAGAAAGAAAGAAAGAAGAAAUUACAACAUUUAAGACAAAAGAAAGAAAAGUAGGCGAAGGCUUUUGACGACGCGAUUUCUUGUUGCAUUCCAAGAAAAAAACAAAACACUUAGAGUUUACUCGUUUAUUUUAUUAUUUUACUUUUACAAAUCUGAUUUAAAACGUACUUCCUAACUGUCAGGCACUUGCUGUGAAGCUUUAGGACUCGACCACCCUCUCCCUUUAAACCAAAUUCUUAUUUUGUAACCGUGUCGUGUGUAUUAUACCGUCAGACAAACACACACAACGCGGAUUAAGGAUAUUUGAGACGUGUAUGUAUAUCGUAUUUAAACUGUAUAGGGGGAGGAAGAAAAUCACCUAUAGGAGGGUGAUAAUGAUAAUAAUGUCAUUUGUGGGUGGGGUUUGGGUAAUUUAACCUUUCCAGCUGUUUCAUUAUUUUAGCAGUAUUUGAUGGGUUGGGAUUUAGAACCUACUGAUGUUAAUCGCCAAACUACCUAAAAACGUUCAGGAAAGUGUAUAUUUUAUGGAUUUUGUACAUGGUUUUGUUUUUGUUAGUGUCUUUGUCAAGUAAUUGCGUAUAUACUACCUAUGAGAAAUGCUCAAUAAAAUGUAAAGAAACCAUA
This is a messenger RNA of Solea solea (common sole), 3023 nucleotides long. It is a transcript of the gene hoxb6a, whose product is annotated as homeobox B6a. The record is from RefSeq and is a predicted model, not a curated record. Gene Ontology annotation, cellular component: nucleus. The transcript has 2 exons. Gene Ontology annotation, biological process: anterior/posterior pattern specification; regulation of transcription by RNA polymerase II. The coding region runs from base 1232 to 2083 and encodes 283 amino acids. Gene Ontology annotation, molecular function: RNA polymerase II cis-regulatory region sequence-specific DNA binding; DNA-binding transcription factor activity, RNA polymerase II-specific. Lineage: Eukaryota; Metazoa; Chordata; Actinopteri; Pleuronectiformes; Soleidae.